Bufo gargarizans (Asiatic toad) is the source of this 751-nucleotide messenger RNA. Its product is annotated as membrane-spanning 4-domains subfamily A member 4A-like. Gene Ontology annotation, cellular component: membrane. Lineage: Eukaryota; Metazoa; Chordata; Amphibia; Anura; Bufonidae. The coding region runs from base 43 to 588 and encodes 181 amino acids. The record is from RefSeq and is a predicted model, not a curated record. The transcript has 5 exons.
CAAAUAGUUGCAGGAAUCUUUCUCAUAUCUAUUGGCAUUCCUAUGACAAUAGUCAGCACUGGAAUGAUUGCCCUUUUACUUGUGUUAAUUAGCUAUAUCCCGUUUUGGUCUGGAAUUUUGUUUAUUAUUUCUGGAUCACUGUCAGUGGCUGCUUCCAUGAAACCAACCUUGGGAAAGGUACAGGCAAGCUUGGUGAUGAACAUCUUCAGCUCUCUGGUUGCAAUUAGUGGAAUGAUACUUGCUGCUCUAGAUCUUAGUUUUUUGGGAGUAUUUUUUGCCCCAUACGUCCUGCGGCAGUCAUAUUGUGCACAUUAUAAAAGUGAUACCCAGAAGCAAUGCCUGGGAGCCUUCAUACCCAUGCCUGUUUAUAAUGGUGUUGCUGCAUUUUUUUUAAUGCUUUUUACGCUGAUCUUUUGCAUUACCAUAUCCACAAGUAUGUUUGCAUGCAGAACUGCCUGCCGAUCCUCUUUUCAUGAAAAUAUUGUAGUCAUCUAUCAAACCACAUCUUUGAACGUAUCUGAUGCAAACAGAGAUGUUCCUCUUGACUCCACAGCAGCCUUGACGUCUGACUUAAAGGCACAGACAUGAAGUCAUUUGUUUAUGUAAUAUACCGUAACCACUGCAAGAAGAAUACAUUAAAAGGGGUUGUGCCUCAAAUAUAAUUGUAUCUCGCCCAACAAAUAUAAUUGUAUCCCGCUGUUAUAUCGAUUGCCUCAAAUACUGCCAUUUAUUAAAACUGCCUUAUUCUAAA